GAUUCAUCCAGAACCCGGAUACAAUGGCCGCCAUUCGGUAUGUCAUCUUUGGACGGUAUUCAAGCGUACCACGGUGGACAACGAUCGGUGUUUUUCUGCUGGGACUACUCACAUGCCAUCUAGCAUGCGUGGAGGCACAAGUCCCAGGAUUUGGUAAAUGUCCCAAAGUACCUGUGGAGGAACAUUUUGACACAUACGCCUAUCUUGGCCGAUGGUACGAGCAGGAAAAGUAUCCAUUUUUCUUCGAGCUCGGUGGAAAAUGUAUAACGGCUGACUAUUCGCUCAAUCCGGACGGUACGAUUGGGGUGCUGAAUACGCAGAAGAAUUCUUUAACGGGCAAUGACAACAGCAUUAGUGGAUCGGCUAGAAUUGUACAGUCGGCAAAGUUGGCAGUUAAGUUCCCGAGUGCACCAUUCAACGUGGAAGCGCCAUACUGGGUUGUUGGAACGGACUACAAAACAUUCGCCGUCGUGUAUGCCUGUUCCGAUCUUCGUGGUUUCAUCAAUGCAAAGGUAGCAUGGAUUCUGACCCGCAAACGCCAUCCGGACAUUGAAACGAUGAAGAAAGCGUACGCUGUGCUGGAUAGUGCCAAGAUCUCGCGGGCGUAUCUCACGCGUACGGAUCAGAAAAAUUGUGGCGAAGAUGUGGUAAAGGUCAGUAAAGGCAUCUACAAAACGACCGUCGUGAAGGGUUGA
Molecule: messenger RNA, 695 nt
Organism: Anopheles maculipalpis
Lineage: Eukaryota; Metazoa; Arthropoda; Insecta; Diptera; Culicidae
Product: apolipoprotein D-like
Exons: 5
Coding region: 24-695 (223 amino acids)
Biological process (GO): lipid transport; brain development; tissue regeneration
Molecular function (GO): lipid binding
Source: RefSeq, a predicted model, not a curated record